Molecule: messenger RNA, 1388 nt
Organism: Pollicipes pollicipes
Lineage: Eukaryota; Metazoa; Arthropoda; Thecostraca; Pollicipedomorpha; Pollicipedidae
Product: guanine nucleotide-binding protein-like 3 homolog
Exons: 4
Coding region: 99-1388 (429 amino acids)
Cellular component (GO): nucleolus
Source: RefSeq, a predicted model, not a curated record
UCCGUCCUUUGAUGGCGUGUGCAGUCUGGUGAGGGUGUGAGUUCGAGUAGGCUUACGGCGUCUCCUUAAAACGACUUUUAUCGCAUCUAUUUGCCAAGAUGGUGACCAACAAGUUUUCAAAAAAGAAGAGUAAACGACUUUCAUGCAAUAUGAAGUACAAGAUAGCAAAAAAAGUUAAAGAGCAUGCAAGAAAGUUGAAAAAAGAGGCCAAAAAGAAUCCCAAGAAGGGAAAGAAAAAGAAGGAUCCAGGAGUGCCCAAUUUAGCACCAUUUAAGGAGAAGGUAAUUGAGGAAGCACAAGCUGAAAAGCAACGCAUCCAGCAACUGCGUGAGAAAAAGCGAGAGGAGUUCAAAGCGCAAAGAAGGGCCAAGGAUGGGUCAUCCACCUCAAAUUCCCUUAAUGACCUGGUUUCAGCAGUGCAAACAAAAAAUGAGGAAUAUGAAAGUAUGGCUCAAGCUAACAGUUCGACUGAUCCAUCUGCAAAGGCAUUUUACAAGGAAUUCAGAAAGGUGGUGGAAUCCGCGGACGUGGUGAUCGAGGUGCUGGACGCGCGUGACCCGCUUGGCACGCGCAGCAAGGAGGUGGAGCAGACGGUGCUGGCAGCUGGCAGCUCCAAGCGGCUGGUGCUGCUGCUCAACAAGGCGGACCUGGUGCCCCGCGAGAACCUGGCCGCCUGGGUCAAGUACCUGCGCGGCGAGUUCCCGACGGUGGCGUUUCAAGGCCAGCACGCAGCAGCAAAGUCGCAACCUGGGCCAGAGCGCGCUGGACGUGCUAGCUGCCCGGAGCCGCUGCUGCAGUCGCAGCGCUGCCUCGGCGCCGCCACGCUCAUGAAGCUGCUCGGCAACUACUGCCGCAACCGCGGCAUCAGCACCAGCAUCGCCGUCGGCGUGGUCGGCCUGCCCAACGUCGGCAAGAGCCAGCGUCAUCCAACAGAUUGGAACACCGGUCGUAUCAAGUACUACACGCACCCGCCGGCGGCGGCGGCGGCGGUCGGCGACGCGACCAUCGUGACCCAGAUGGCGGCCGAGUUCGACCUGGACGCGCUGGCGGCCGAGGCGGACGCCGAGAUGGAGGCGAUGGAGGCGCCGCGCGCCUCGCAGGCGGUGCCGCUGGCCGCGUCCGCCGCCGAGACGCAAGAGACCGAGGAGAUGGAGACCGGAGAUCGGCGGCCGGCCGACGCCGGGGGACGGCUCCAGGUCGAGUUUACCGCCAAGAAGAAGACAAAGGGGGAGAAGGUCAGUGAGUUGCAGCAGGAGGAACAGCGAGUCAUGACCAAGAAAGGCCUACAAGGCUAUGAUGAAGAAGCGGAAGAAGACCAACGCGAGGACGGAGCGGAAGAUGGACUCGCUGGCGGACGAGCUGGACCUGCAGCUCUAAGCGCGGUCUGA